Messenger RNA from Lodderomyces jiufengensis, 1764 nucleotides. RefSeq names its product chromatin-silencing transcriptional regulator (gene TUP1). The transcript has a single exon. The coding region runs from base 1 to 1764 and encodes 587 amino acids. NCBI's taxonomy places the organism in Eukaryota, Fungi, Ascomycota, Pichiomycetes, Serinales, Debaryomycetaceae. The record is from RefSeq and is a predicted model, not a curated record. Gene Ontology annotation, molecular function: protein binding.
AUGUCGGUAUAUAAUCAAAGAAAUCAUCAAACUCGUCUUAAUGAAUUAUUAGAUGCUAUUAAAUCUGAAUUUGAUUAUGCAUUAAAUGAAGCAACAAGUUUUAAAAAAAUUGAAGAUGAAUAUCAUUUAAAAUAUUCUCAACAAAAUACAGAAUUACAACAAAUUAGACAAACUGUUUAUGAAUUGGAAAUGGCUCAUAGAAAAAUUAAAGAAGCUUAUGAAGAAGAAAUUUUAAGAUUAAAAACUGAAUUAGAAAAUAGAGAUAGACAAAUGAAGAAUGGUUAUCAACAACAACAACAACAACAAGUACAGCAACAACAACAACAACAAGUUCAACAACAGCAACAACAACAACAACAGCAGCAACAAGCUCCUCCACCACCUCAACAACAACAACAGCAACCACCACCUCAACAGCAACAACAACCACCACCACCUCAAUCACAGCCUCAACAAACUCCUCAACAACAACCUCCACAACCACAACAACAGCAGAAUCAAGUCCCUCAAUCACAACAACAACAACCUCAACCACCACAACAACAACCAGCCCCACCACAACCUCAACAAAAUCAACAAUCAUCUACACCAGUUGUUCCACCAUCAAGUGCAUUGACUAUAAUUGAUAAAUCUCAAUAUAUUGUAAAUCCAGCACAAAAAGCAGGUCAUGUUAAAGAAAUUCCACCAUAUUUAUCAGAUUUAGAUGUUGCAAAAGCAAAUCCGGAUUUUAAAAAACAAAAUCUUGAUUAUUAUGUAUUAUAUAAUCCAGCUUUUGCUAGAGAUUUAGAUGUUGAUUUAAUUCAUUCAUUAGAUCAUUCUUCAGUUGUAUGUUGUGUUAGAUUUUCAAAAGAUGGUAAAUAUAUUGCUACUGGUUGUAAUAAAACUACUCAAGUUUUCAAUGUAGAAACUGGUGAACUAGUUGCUAAAUUAAUUGAUGAUUCUUCAUCAAAUGAAACAAAAGAAGAAGAUGCUCCUUCAUCGAAUGGUGAUUUAUAUAUAAGAUCUGUUUGUUUUUCACCAGAUGGUAAAUUAUUAGCUACAGGUGCAGAAGAUAAAUUAAUUAGAAUUUGGGAUUUAAAUACUAAAAGAAUUAUAAAAGUUUUAAGAGGUCAUGAACAAGAUAUUUAUUCAUUAGAUUUUUUCCCAGAUGGUGAUAGAUUAGUUUCUGGUUCAGGUGAUAGAUCAGUUAGAAUUUGGAGUUUAAGAUCUUCUCAAUGUACUUUAACUUUAAGUAUAGAAGAUGGUGUAACAACAGUUGCUGUAUCACCAGAUGGUAAAUUAAUUGCUGCUGGUUCAUUAGAUAGAACAGUUAGAGUUUGGGAUUCAACUACUGGAUUUUUAGUUGAAAGAUUGGAUUCAGGUAAUGAAAGUGGUAAUGGACAUGAAGAUUCGGUUUAUUCAGUUGCUUUUUCAAAUAAUGGUCAUCAAAUUGCAAGUGGUUCAUUAGAUAGAACUGUAAAAUUAUGGAAUUUAGAAGGAAAAUCUGAUAAAAAUUCAAGUUGUGAAGCUACUUAUAUUGGUCAUAAAGAUUUUGUUUUAUCAGUUUGUUGUACUCCAAAUAAUGAAUAUAUUUUAUCAGGUUCAAAAGAUAGAGGUGUUAUAUUUUGGGAUCAAGCUUCGGGUAAUCCUUUAUUAAUGUUACAAGGUCAUCGUAAUUCAGUUAUAUCUGUUGCUGUAUCAUCUAAUUCUCAAGGCACAGAAGGUAUAUUUGCAACAGGUUCAGGUGAUUGUAAAGCAAGAAUUUGGAAAUGGAGUAGAAAAUAA